CCGACUACCAACUUAAGUUGACGCUUCAGAGGCUCAGAGCAUCGUCCAGGUCUCUUUGGUGUACCUGCAGGCAUGGGAACUAACGGGCUCUACGUGAUCCGCUAUCGGAACAUGUAUUUCCAAUCGCACCACGGUUCUGGUGGUCAACCAGAAUGCCUUGGCUUACAGGUCCUUCAGUUAAUACGACAGCCCAAUGGCAUUGUGAUCUAUCAGCAGGAGUUUGGAGAGAUGCUGGAUGGGUUGAAGAGCCCUUCGGAUUGUCUAUUAUGGAUAGAAAAUGGCGACGAAUUCGAGUCCCCCUCCCCGAAGCGGCCGUCAAGCAGUUGGCUCUACGGUUACGAGAUCGAUCUUGAUCGCAAUAUCUUCCACAUAGACGGGUAUCCGUUUUUCUCCUUGGAAUGCCUUCCAGACGAUGAAGUUUUUAUCCAAUCCGUUACCGGACACCAUCCAGACGAGAAUUAUGACGAAUCCCUUUCCGCAGAUCAUUACGGUCAAACAGCUUGCGCAUUACAGUGCCCCCCCGAGCACAAGUACAAGAAGCCAGCACCACCGACCGUCGACAAUUCUGAGCUCGCGACGUACCAGUCUUUGAGGUGCACUGGGUCUCAGGUGGCUUUGAGCGACCUGCUCGCCAUCAGUGACAUCCUAUGUCAAAACGAGCAUGUUCGGGUCUCAUUGUUAGAGGUCAUGGUCGGGCAGUGCAUGCGUAACUCAGACAUUGGAAGAGAACUAUACGAGAUUGAGCUUGUCAAUGACCACAAGCAACUCACGGACAAUCAAUGGUCGAUUGCAUUCUUCAUGGCCAGCAUUACGUUUGUUCCCCAGAUGUUUGAUGAAAUGCUGCAGAAAGGAGUUCACUUGGGUUCGCGAAGACACUGUUGUUUUCAUCGCAACAUAUUUGAACGACGAGAGUUGCCUACAGGCCUCUGUGUCACGCCUGAUCAACGCGAUCUCGGAGCAGAAGGAUAAUCCUGGUUCUUACUUUGGAAUCGCGUUUUCCGUCUUCCAUUGUGUAGUCGUCAAAGUCGUCAAAGACGCACACACGAU
Suillus clintonianus is the source of this 1047-nucleotide messenger RNA. RefSeq lists its product as uncharacterized. Bases 73 to 969 code for a protein of 298 amino acids. NCBI's taxonomy places the organism in Eukaryota, Fungi, Basidiomycota, Agaricomycetes, Boletales, Suillaceae. The transcript has 2 exons. The record is from RefSeq and is a predicted model, not a curated record.